AAUUCUUUUUUCAUUGUGGCAGUUUCGUGUUAUCUCGUACAUCCAAAUGAUUAUUUAAUUGUUCUUAAGCUUAAAGGAAACCCAGUUAUUAUACAUGGAGAGAGUCCUAAACUGGGGAAGGGACGUUAACAGAACAUUUCAUCCGACACGGAUUCGCACUUAAGUCAGGAACGGAGCGUAGUACCGUGGUUCGUGAGAACGAGAGGGAUUGCGAUAAAGGAGGCGGUAGGGAGGAGCACUCCUGGCAUUAAGGAUCACGAUCGCGUUGGAGUAAGGACACGAGGAGACACCAGCAGACCUCGCCGGCCAGCGCGAAAGAAGGGAUCCGGAUCCCCACUAUUAAAUGGCUCGACUGUGCAGCGAGCGCAAGGAGGAGCUACAUCGGGGGCGGCUCGGCACCAUCUAGCCUCAGUACAAUUCCACCAUCCGCGAAGUUUAGUUACACUGGUAACACUGGGAAAACUCAUUCGGGGUAACAAGGGUGAAGUACCUCGUACAUUCCGUCGCGGAUGGAGAAAAGUUCGGCUCGAAAGGGAAAUCACUAAUUUCAUCGAGGACGAUUCGACACUAUUAGGUGACCGAGAAUUUUUUUUCCCUGCGCCGUAUAAUAAUAUUAUCCUGUCCCAGCCUUGACGGACAAGUUUGAGAUGCCGAGGAGAAGAUGCCUCUGUUUAGCACUUUGAGAGACAGCAAGAAGAAAGUCUAAUUCUAAUUUCUCCGUUCUAAUUCAUUCGUACGUACACCUGUACUUAAACCGCGUAAUGUCAGCUCUUGCUGCGUCUCGAGCGCAAAAAAAGAAAAAUUAAUUUACCACCCGUAUGAUUAAGCGGCGGGGAGGAAUGUAUGGAUCGCAUUUUCGAGAUCAUCAUGUGGAGAAGUAUAACAUUUAAGUUUCAUCUACCUGGGAAACGCGGAUUGCUACGCUAAUUGUUCGACCGCCAGUAUAUAAUACGUGACUUUUGUUCCUUGAAUGAACCGUGCGAAGGAGAUAGAGAGAGAAGGGGGGAGAGAGAGAGAGAGAGAGAGAGAGAGAGAGGGAGAGAGGGAGAGAAAGAAAUCGUGCAGAAAGUGUCCGCGUCGGCAUAAUGACAACGGUGGUGGAAGACUAAACGAACGAGGCCGUGAAUGAUGUAGGCAAAAGGGAGCCGCGUUCCCACUAAUUAAACCUGUCUACACCACAAAAGAGAAGCUAUCCCCGGCUGGUCUCGGCGGCUGGUACCCCGGCAUUCGUCGAGUGGAUGUUACGAAGGCGAGAGGCUCCGUGCUCCGACGGACGGAGUGCCGAUUACUUAAACCGAUCGGAAUAAGAACGGAGUACGCGAGUGCAAUUACAUCAUCGAUAAUCCCUCGGCCGUGCGAAUGUGAAAGAAGGAUGAUGAGGAUCACGAGGAUCAUCGUAAGGAUCUCUCAUCGUGGGAAUCCCGUCCAGAAAUCUGACGUCUCGCUACAAAUGGUCUUUGCUGGCCAUUUAAACGUUCCGUUGAAAUGCGAGAAAUAGCUGCCAGCGGUAUCAUCGUGCAGUAUCAUUAUUUUCUUGUCGGCUGAAUCAGUCUACCUUAUCGGUAACUGUGGAAGGAAUUGGGAUAUGAAGUUAAGAGCUUUUUCCGCAUUCCCGGGAAUCGCUAAACAGCAAGAAAAUACCAACGAAAAUCGGUGACUUAAUUCGCAGCAUACAAAAGGGUGCGAAAAUGCGGAUGCAGUUGCUGAAGAUCGUGGUGGUCCUGCUGGCAGCAGGAUCAGGUGACACCAGGCCGCAGAAUGGCGCGGAUCCGCAGGCGAAGAUGACAGAAGGGAACGACGAGGGAUGGAGAGGCAUCCAGCAAGUCUCGAGCAAGUCACACGACAUUGUUCGAGACGAUAGCAGCAAACAAUUGAACAACACCCACCGUGAAUUGAAAGAUCUGCAAUACAUGGAUCAGUCUCUGAGAACCGUCGCUACACAACUCCUCAACGUUACAAAUCCGCAAGACGUGAUGAAGGUGAAUAACAAGGAAAUCAUCAAUACUGAAUACGACGUUGUAACUACAUUAAAACCCUCGGAGAAGAACAAUGCUCCUUUAUUGAUAAGAAAUGUCAAUUCGGCGAUCAGCCAUCAGAAUUUAGAGCCCGUAAGCGUGAGUUACGGUAGGCCGAUCAAUUCUAAGUUUAGCUACUUCGAAAGCAGCCAUCCGGGUCAAGCAAUGGCGAUUACGGAAGAAGAGCUCGAACGGGAGAUGAGCACAACGAGAUUGAUUACCGCCUAUAAAAAUCAGCCAACGACUACCGGCGGUAUCUCCACUUGGAUCCUGCUGAAUCCUCCGUCCACCACCGCGAAGAGCGUGACGGAGACUGAAAAGAUGAAGACACAGCAGCCGUUCCAAACGGAAGUACGACUUACGGUGAGGCCGAGUUCGUCAAUCGAAAAAAUGGAAACAAUUUCGCAGCCUGAGAAGAUCACGGAGAAGACCACGCCGCUAUUAACCCCCAUUAUAACCACCGAGAAAGUAACCGUGAUCACGAAGAAACCAACUGCGACGACGACGAAGAAAACCGCAACUACUUUGAGACCGGAGAAAGUUACUCAGAAUUCGGAGACAGAGAAGACAGAGACUUCGUCGAGCACGACCCUGAAGGUAAUCCGCACUACGACAACGAGCACUUCGACGACGAGCGACGGUACGGCUACGUUGACAACUGUUCUCACAACGAAGAAGAGCCAGCCGCCGCGAACUACUUCCAAGCCGAAAGUUACCACGCCGAGAACGACUUCACAUCCCAACAAGCCCACGACAACGAAGCCGUCGACCGCGAAGCCGGCGAGACCGAAACCGACGAGGAAAACGACAGCUAAACCUGAAACGAAUGUAAAGAAUGAGACCACGGCGUCGACUGGCAAAAUUGAGAAGGUUACCUUCAAACCGGUCCCGAUCAUCACGACCCCACAGAACAAGCCGGAGAAUACCGAGAAGCCGACGUUCGUUACGAAGAUAAAAGCGUCGGUGCUCAUGGACACUCAGAAGACUCCAACAAAUUUACUUCCGACUACCACCGCAACUACCCUGAGCGCUAGUUCCAACACAUUCAAACCAAAUUCGUCCAAUGCGGGUCUCGUGGAGGUACCGGUGAGAUCGAAGCCGAUCGGCACAAAGAAUAACGUGUUGAAGGCGCAGCUGAAGAAACCCGUGGACGAGACCACGCGGAUCGAGAUAGAGCCGAUCAAGGUGAACACGCCAGUCCUGAAGAUCGAGAAGAUCGACAAGAACAAGAUGGACGAGAUCGUGCUAAAGGAUACGGAUGAUUUCAGCAACUCCAAAAUAGAUCUGAAGUUUGACUUUAAUCCCGAAUUGACCAAGAUCAACGUGGAAACGCAAACGGAGACGACCGGAUCGACGUUGACAAACACGGCGUCGACCCCGACGACGAAGCGGCCGAGGCACAACUCGAAGAGGAAGAAGAACAAGAGAAGGCGCAAGCCCUCGAGGACCUCGGUACUAAGCUCGACGACAAACGCGAUGGUGCCUAUUCUAAUGGAGACCAACGGCGAGAGCGUUACUGACUCCACCAUCAUGGACAACGCGGUCCAGGAAUCGAAGAUUGCGCCUGAGACAAAGGUCGGGACGAACACGACGAAGACCAAGAAGAAGCAGCCGCAGAAGGGGAUCAGCACUCAUAUCUACAAUUUCCUCAGUCGCGAAGUGAUGCCCAGCUUCGGCGUCAUGUCGCUGGUGGGUUUGGGUAUCGGUCUCGCCUCGUAUUUACUGUAUCCCUUCGGCGGCACGAUCACCAGAAGGAACUAUGAGGUGGAGCCGAACUACAAGUACAAUAUGGAUGAAUACGGCGGUAAUUACGGACAGAGAGAGGAGGAGAUGUUGUCCAAGGUGUUCCAGGGUAUGACGAGUUACGAGAACAAGUAUCCGGGCGAGAAGGACAACUACAACGACAACUACUAUCAAUAUCAGCAUUACGACGGCGCGUACAACACGGCGCAAACAACGAAGAAGGUCGACGUGAGGUAUCCGUCGAUAUCGACUUCUCCCGUAUACAAAACCGCGGAGAACACCCAACCGGCGGUGAAGUACCGGAACACGGACUACCGAUAUCCUGACGUGCAGACUACACCGGUUUACUACGAUCGUAAGCGUCCAGAUCUUACGGUGGAAGUUGGCGCGGGUUCGGCAGCGAAUCGGCAAUUCGUAGUCGGCAACGUGCCCAAGGAGUAUCCGUACGACGUGAAAGUGGCGAACGUACCGGUGGACAGCGGCAACAAGGGAGUUGGCUACAUGUCGACCGAGGUCGGGGAGGAUACGCAGUACGAGAGGGACGUCGCGCAGAGCUACGAUUUCGCGAACGUGGCCGGCUUGCACGGUUACGGUCAUUUGGGAGCGUCGACCGUCCGGUCGGACGACGGAUAUGAGGAGAUUGAGAUAACGCCAACCGCGGUGGCCGUCGAGCAUGGGCCGCGAUCACUCAAGAUCAAACGCGCCGCUCUUGACGAGGCCGAGGGUAGCCCAGACGGGCGACGUUCGAGAACGAAGAGGGAGUCGGUGAUACAGAUAAUACCGACGAAGCGCGAGCUGGAAGAGGAACGCGAGGAGGUGGAAAAGGAGGAAGAUCUGAGCAACGAGAUCUUGGACAUCAUCGACUCGGCUCUUCCAGGCGGCGCAAUGCCGCACAAGAGGGGCAGUGGCGAGAACAACGAAGUGGAGGACCUCGAGGGACAGAGGAAGAGGCAGCAGGAGGAGGCUAAUACGCGCAUGAAGGAGUCCACCUUGAAAGCCAUCACUACGGAAGAUACGACGGAGUUCUCCACGACCGGGAGAACGGACGACGGCGGUACCAGCGUCUCCUCGGAGAAUACGUCUGACAGGGAUACCACCACGCAUCCCACGGAUCUGAAGAACCCCGAAGACCCGAUUGUCGAGUGGUUUAACAACUCGACCACGGAGAAGCCUCCCUCGGAGGGCUUCAGCCUCAUAAAUUUCGUGAAGAAGGUUGCCGAGAUCAAGUUCAGGCUGGGUCUGACAAUUCUCAAGCACGCCAGCGAGGGCUUCGCGCGGUAUCUGGGCCACGUGCAGAAGAGGAUCAACGGCGAGGAAUGAGGGGGAGAGCAGCGAUGGAAGUUUUCGCGUCGUGUGAUACGCGUUUUUCAAUUUCACGGCGCGAGACGAUGGACACGCGCUGGAUAACGGCAACGAAUGUGACGGCGACCGUAGUCCUGGUAACUCGUACUCGGGGUAACGCGAAGAAGCGACGCUCCACCGACUUCUUCUUCGCGGUAGAUUCGAGACGCGAUUUCACGGACAAUCAUUUUUGUUCCCCUCCCCCUCCCCGUAAACGAUGCGAUUCGAUACGAUAUGAUAGGCGAUCGUCCUUUCACUUAGAAAGCUAAAACGACGAAGGCAAACACGGACUACUGUUACGAUCACUGAGCGCGCGGCGUCUUACUCUUCGAGGUAUCGCGGACGCGGAACGCAUCUUCUUUCAGGAUCUUUAUCGGUACUCGACUGGUGAGGGAUCAAUGACAAUGCCCUCAACGUGUUCCGACAUUGUUUCAAAAAAAAUUUUUUUUUUCUUCAUUCCAAAGUUUCCUUCGUCCGAUUAUUACAAAGUUUUAACUUUAGUUUUCGAGUCUUCGUGCAAAGAAUGCAUCUCGACAUGCGAUAUACAAUGCAUGAUAAGAUGCAUUCCAGGGAUACUUUAUCGAAAGUAUAAUAGACAAUCGAAAUAACCGUGCGAUUGGUGAGGGGUUUCGAGAGAUUUAUUCUCUCUCUCUCUCUCCCUCUCUCUCUUUCUCUCUCUCUCUUUCUUUCUCUCUUCCACACACACACAGGAUUGAUUGGAUCUUUAUUAAAAGUCGCUUUUUAAUCUCUCUCUACAAUUGUUUGGUUGGUAUGUGCACGCUGCUCUCUUACCCUCUCGCUGGAGGGCGAGCAAAGACAUAUGGUGGAGCCAAUAUUAUUGGGCAGCUUAUACUGUAAAGUAGUACGCUAUAUAACUAAAUAAAUAAAACGAAUUGAACGAAUAAAUAAAUAAAUAGAUAAGUAUGCAAACUCUCUAUGUAAUACCCUGAUAUGUAAAUAAAUAUUGGAGAAUGUGAA
Monomorium pharaonis (pharaoh ant) is the source of this 6077-nucleotide messenger RNA. RefSeq names its product proteoglycan 4. The transcript has 5 exons. Lineage: Eukaryota; Metazoa; Arthropoda; Insecta; Hymenoptera; Formicidae. The coding region runs from base 1689 to 5078 and encodes 1129 amino acids. The record is from RefSeq and is a predicted model, not a curated record.